Messenger RNA from Malus domestica (apple), 3403 nucleotides. Its product is annotated as disease resistance protein RPV1. Gene Ontology annotation, biological process: defense response; signal transduction. Gene Ontology annotation, molecular function: protein binding; ADP binding. Lineage: Eukaryota; Viridiplantae; Streptophyta; Magnoliopsida; Rosales; Rosaceae. The record is from RefSeq and is a predicted model, not a curated record.
UUUACCUUGUGGUGUUUGUAGAUCUCAAAAUCCUUCAUCUGUGCGAACUCAAAACCUCUGUGCCAAGUACCUGACAAUUGCUCCAAUGGAUACCUCGACGUCCUCGUCUUCCUCCUUAAAACGUUGGAAGUACGACGUGUACUUGAGCUUUCGACGUGAAGACACACGCAAGAACUUCACGGACUACCUCUACCUCGCGUUGAAAGACGCCCAAGUCAACGUCUUUAUGGACGAUGACGAACUAAGAAGAGGGGAAAGUCUGAAAAACGACCUGAUUCAGGGAAUCGAAGGGUCUAAAAUCGCUGUCAUCGUCUUCUCAAGGUGGUAUGCGGAGUCAAGUUGGUGUCUUGACGAGCUUGUGAAGAUCAUGGAGUGCAGAAGAACACUGGGUCAAAUUGUUUUUCCAAUAUUCUAUGAUGUCGAUCCUUCAGAUGUCAGGAAACAGACCGGUACUUUUGCAACAGCAUUUCUGAACCACGAACGGCGGCUGUAUGAAGUCAAAGAAAAGUUACAGCUAUGGAGAGACGCUCUUACUGAAGCUGCAAAUUUGUCUGGUUUUGUUUUUGGAGACGCCGAUGGGUAUGAAGGAAAGUUUAUCAGGGAAAUUGUCACUCAGAUCAGCAGAGCCUUGAACCGCAGCACAUGCUUAGAGGUAGCCACCAAUCUAGUUGGAAUUGGUUCUCGGGUGCAAGCAAUCAGUAAUUAUUUAGAUGUUGGGGGAUCAAAUGAUGUUCGCAUAAUUGGAAUUUGGGGUAUGGGUGGAGUGGGUAAAACAACCGUUGCCAAAGCCAUAUUCAACAAAUAUCAGGAUACGUUUGAAGGUAAAAGUUUCCUUCAAAAUGUGAGGGAAAGGAAAUUGGUUCAAGUGCAAGAGCAACUUCUUUUUGAUAUCUUGAAACCGUCCAACAUAAUGGUAAGUAGUGUCGAUCAAGGGAUCUUGGAGAUAGUAUUAAGACUUCACGACCGAAGGGUACUUGCCAUAGUUGAUGAUAUAGAUUGCAUGGAACAGUUAGAAGCAUUAGCUAUAAAACGUGACUCGUUUGGUGCUGGGAGUAGAAUUAUAAUAACCACAAGAGAUGAACAUUUGCUAAAGAUGCUUGGAGUGGAUACGAUAUAUGAACUGCCAGUAAUGAAUAGAGAAGAAGCUCUUAUGCUACUUAGUUGGCAUGCCUUUAGAAAGAACUAUCCUGAGAAAGAGUAUUUUGAACUCACAAGAGAAACUGCUGACUACUGUGGAGGUUUGCCACUAGCACUUGAAGUUGUAGGUUCUUAUCUAUCUGGGAAAAGCAUAAGUGCUUGGAAAGGUGCAUUGGAGAAAUUGGAAAGUCAUACUCAUGAGAAGAUUCAUGAAAGACUUAAAAUCAGCUUUGAUGAGCUAGCUGAUGAUGACCUGAAGGCUAUAUUCCUUGAUAUAUCUUGUUUCUUUACUGGAAUGAACAAGGAUUAUGUCAUGAAAAUAUUGGAUGGCUGUGACUUAUAUCCAGAAAUCGGAAUAAGUGUCCUCCAAGAGCAGUGCCUUGUAACUACUAAUGAUGAUUUCACACUGGUGAUGCAUGAUUUGCUCCGUGACAUGGGAAGAGAAAUUGUGCAUGCAGAAUCCCCUGAUGACCCUGGAAAACGCAGUAGAUUAUGGCAUCACGAAGAUGUGAUUUGCGUAUUGAGGAACAAAUCUGGAACUGAAGCAGUUCAAGGACUCACUUUAGAUUUGCAAGAGUCUGACGAGGCUAGCUUCAGUACAGAAGCAUUUAGAAACAUGCAGAGUCUGAGAUUGCUCAAACUCAAUUACGUGAAGCUCACUGGCAGUUACAACAAUCUGUCCAAUGAGUUAAGAUGGUUGUGUUGGCAUGGAUUCCCUCUGGAGGUCAUACCAGAAGAUUUUGAUCACCCAAACAUAGUUGCUAUUGACCUGAGCUAUAGCAAACUCAAACGAGUUUGGGAGGAUUCCGAUCUGUUGCUUGAGAAGUUGAAGUUUCUUAAUCUAAGUCAUUCCCAUUACCUAACACAUUCACCGGACUUUUCAAAACUCCCAAAUCUCGAGCAAUUGAUACUUCAAGACUGCAAGUGUUUGCUCCACGUUGACCAGUCCAUUGGUCAACUUCAGAAACUUGUUUCGGUAGAUCUUAAAGACUGCAAAGUGCUUAGGUAUCUCCCAAAGAGUUUUUAUAAAUUGACAUCUGUUCAAGCUCUUGAUCUCGCUGGCUGCUCAAAAUUUAGAAACUUGGCUCCGGACUUGCGUGGGUUGGCAUCGUUGAGAGCUCUUACUAUAGAUAACACAGCAUGGAAAUCAAUAUCAACUUCCAUAUUCCAACUGAAGAACCUGAAUUCUCUCUCUCUUUAUGGUUUUGAAUGGCCACUAUUAACCAAUCGUUUGCUUCGUCCAUUAUCAGUGUUUAACACUUUAAGAGAAGUAUGUCUUGCAGGCUGCAGUUUAACUGAUGAUGCAAUUCCUAUGGAGCUUUGGAGACUAAAUUUUUUAGAACAUUUAGAUCUUCAAAGGAAUAGAUUUCGUAGCCUACCAAGUUUCAGUGGUAUUUCAAAGCUUCAAUCAUUGUCUUUGGCUGGUUGCUCAGAUCUUCGUGCAGUGCCAGAGUUACCAACAAAUUUGAAAAUCCUGAAUCUGAGUCAGUGCUUUGCGUUGGAGGGAAUCCCAGACCUUUCUGCAAUGUCAAGUUUAAGAGAACUUCACUCCCCCAACUUCACAGAGAUGCCGGGCUUGCAUAACUCAUUAAAAUCCUUGACAGUGAUUCAUAUGGAAGGGUACACAAAUCUCACUGCUGAUUCUAGGAAGAAGAUAUUACAAACUCCCAAAAGAUCAAGCAAUGAUUCUUUUGACAAGAACCGAACUAGCAAAAGAUUAAGGCCUGAUCCUGGUAAUCAAAUUAAUUAGUACAGAUGAACUGUUACCAUGAUCCCCUUCUUGGCAAUUUAUGUACUUGUCUUCUCGUAUUUUAACCGUCCAUGAGUUCAUGGGGAACCGCGGGAUAUCUUUCAAGGAUGCUCUCGUGGAUGAUGGUUACAGUUUGGGCCAGUUCAUCCUCCACACAAGAGGGGUCACAAUUAAGUCGUUUCACCCACCCCCAAAGUCGAUGGAUCGAAAUUCUUUUUGAAGCCGGAGCCAAAAAUAUAGGUCAUGCUGGAGUGCUUGCUGCUGAAUGCCAAGCCCUUGGAGAUGGUGUAGCUUGUAUACUUCACAAGCGAUAGGAAAAGGUUGAGGUUGAGGGUGACGCAAAAAUUGUUAUGUAAUGUGCGAUGAAACAAUUCCAGAUCAGUGGGAGAAUCAGAAGCCGUUUAAGCAUACUCUAGGGUGGGAAACUUCCUGGAGGGGUGUGCUUGCCAAGCUUUUCUGAGGCUUUGUUGCGUAUCAAUACAGGAAUUCAAUAUAAUUCGUUACAUUUGUUUUUUA